Molecule: messenger RNA, 2481 nt
Organism: Rotaria sp. Silwood2
Lineage: Eukaryota; Metazoa; Rotifera; Eurotatoria; Philodinida; Philodinidae
Source: the annotation of a GenBank genome assembly
AUGUAUGGAAAUGUUGUUCCGUUGACAACAGUUAAUACUGCACAAGUAUUACCUGGAACUGUUCUACAAACAACUGGAAAUAUUUUACCAACAACUACAGUUGGAAAUAAUGAUUUAGUUAUUAUACAAGAUACAACAAAUCAAGCUGAAUUAAUAAAUCAAUUACAAAAUCAUAUUAAUGAAAAUCAACAAAUUUUGAUUAUUACAGAUGAUCAAGGACAAGAUCAAUAUAUUAUUAUUGAUAAAGAUCAAGAUAUUAAUGCACUCUUACAAGAUGGUUCUUUAUUUAACCAUUAUACGGAACAACAACAAUUGGCUCAAAUAUCUACUGGUUUACAACAACAAAUUUUACAAAUAACAUCAAUGCCAACAAUUCAAACAGCACAUCCUUCAUCUACUAUUGUAUCAACACCUGUACCAAUACAACCAAAGCCAACACCAAAACCAAUAGCACCUGCUACAAUGAAUCCAUCAAUAAUACCACAUAAACAAUCAUUUCAAAGCAAAGUCAAUGCAAAUGCAUUUCAUAUUCAGAAUGUUGAAGAAUCAAUUCAACGUGUUACAGCUCCACCACCAAAACGAAAACCAAUUGAAAUUCAUUAUGAUCCAAAAGAUAAUUCUUUUCAUAAUGCAUUUUUAAAAUUUCUUGCCGGAGAAAAACCACCAUCAUUAGAAACUAUAGCUAAUGAACCUAUUAUACGUAAACCCAAAGAUAAUGUUUAUAUUGGUGCUGUUAAUGCUGGUAUUAUUCUUAAUACACUUGGACAACAAACUGGUACAAUGGGUUAUCAAACAUAUGUAGUUAAUGAUGAAUCACGUAUGGAAGAAAUAAUGGUUAUUGGACGACCAUUAUAUGAUGAUACAAAAGGUGUUAAAAUAAAUCCACUAUUAAAAAAUAUUCCAACAAAUAAUCAAACAAAUUUUCUACCACAUACAAUAACAUUAACACCAAAUUCACAACAACAAAAUGGUAAUCAACAACAAUAUAUUAAUACAUUAACUGAUUUAUUUCGUAAUCCACAAAAUGUACCAAAUAUGCUUAAUAAUUCCACAACAAUUACAUUACCUCAAGAUAUACUUAAUCAAUUAAGUGCUGGCACACUUACAUUAACACAAACAUCUAAUGGAACUGAUACUAUUGAAUCAGCUACAGCAUCAGCAGCUGCAAUACUCAGUCGAUUGAAUGAAAUGGUACAAGGACAACAACAACAACAAACUAAUCAAAAUAUGAUGAAUUAUAUUUCUAAUGAAUUACUUUCUACAACUGAUUCAAAUAGAAUACAAAAUGAAAAGGAAACAACAGAUGCACUUUUACUUGCAGCAAUGUCUCAAGCAAAUAAUUCAAAUAAACCUCAUGAAAUUCAUCAACCAUCAUUAACAACGAUUCAAUCAGACAAUGCAAAUUCGUCAUCAACAGCUGCUGGUCUUCAGCAACAAGUAGUUGCUGAACAUUCUCAAUCAACAACAUCUACUGAUAAACAUCAACAAGAAACAUCAACAUCUACAGCAAUGGAUCAAUCGAUUGCAACAACUACUGAAGGACAACAAUUUGCAGACGGAGAAAUGGGACCUGAAAUUCCAUUUGAAAUUGGUCAAUUCUUAUUAUAUAAAGGACAUUUUCUUAAUUUACUUCAUUUUCCAAUUUGGAAAGUACAUACAAAAACACUUUUACUUAAAUAUGAUACUGUACUUGCUGAUUCCGAAAUAGCAUGGGAAGCAACAGAUGAAGGAAUGUUUUAUACGAAUGUUUAUGAAGAUUAUAUUCCACUUAAAUGUGAAUUUAAAGGUUUACAUAAUAAUCAAGAAGUUGUUCGUAUUGUCAAUGAAUCACAUCCAAUUAAACUUAAAAUUCAUGGUCAUAUGAGUUCAGUACGUAUUCAACAUGAUGUUUAUGCUCAAGUACUUGUUAAUCAUGUUUAUGAUGCUGAUGUAUUACCAAGAAUUAAAGCCAAUACUGAUGAAUAUGCAACAUAUAUUCGAUUGAUCGAUGAAAUUCUUGAACAACGUUAUAAUUAUGUUAUUCAAUCAAGACGUACAAUAGAAACAUUUCCUUGUGCAAUUGCUAAAUAUCCUUUACUUGAUAUUAUAGCUCACCCUCAACGACAAUUACAUUGUCAAGUUACAGAAGAUAAAUCACAAUCAGUUUCACAUACAUUACGUUUUCAUGGAAAUCAAUAUGAUGUUGAUACAUUAAAAGCAAGUGAAACACCAUUACAAAUAUUAGAAAUAUUUGUUUGUGAAAAUAUUGCUAUUUUAGCUCAAACCGCUCAUCAACUUAAACAUCAUGUUUAUCAUAUGUUUUGUCAUGCACAACAAAAAGUUGCUGAAUUACAAGCACUAAAUCCAACAGCUGAUGCAACGGAAUUAAUUAGUGCUAUAUGUGGUGAUACAACAUGGUUACAAGAAUUAUUCGAUCGAUUUGAUUCGAUAAUGCAACAAGCGGAUGCAUAUAUUUUUUCGAAUGUUGAUAUAGCUUGGUAG